This is a messenger RNA of Gigantopelta aegis, 2263 nucleotides long. Its product is annotated as CDC42 small effector protein 2-like. The record is from RefSeq and is a predicted model, not a curated record. Bases 488 to 760 code for a protein of 90 amino acids. Gene Ontology annotation, biological process: regulation of Rho protein signal transduction. Gene Ontology annotation, cellular component: plasma membrane. Gene Ontology annotation, molecular function: small GTPase binding. The transcript has 5 exons. NCBI's taxonomy places the organism in Eukaryota, Metazoa, Mollusca, Gastropoda, Neomphalida, Peltospiridae.
CCGGGUUUGUCAAAGGUUACAAAUGUUCGGCGGUGCCUCAUUGUACAAGCGUCAACGAUUUCCGAAGGAAAGUAACACGCCGGCUCUUGCAAGUUGGUUCAUCUAACAAUACUCAUCUGAGCUUAGAAGUUCAUCUCGAAGAACCACUAUGACAUAAGUUAAAGCUACUCAUAACCGGAACGGGUGAUCUGGGGAACGAGAAACUUGGUCGAGGCUGAGGACAUCAUCCCACUUCCAAUACUUUCUCGUCCACAAAUUCUGGUUACAUGGUGGAAUUUAUAUUGACUGUACAGCAGCAGUUUGUUUUCAUUUCGCAGACAUAGACCUGAAAAUUUAUACAGGACAGAUCUAUUUAUCUUUCCCAUCGAGCAGUUUGGUUUAAAAAGACUGAUUUUGUACACUGUACUGUUACGUUUUUCUGUUCAAUUCAAGUGAGAUAUCACUGUUAUUUUUGUGUGUUACCCGCUGCCUUUCAACCUAGUUCCUGAUGAUGGGAGACGCUCUGUUUUGUUUUACCUGCUGUAUCGCAGAGCAACCACAGCCGAAACGACCGAGAAGGCGGUUAGACCCAAGUAUGAUAGGACUUCCCACCGACUUCAGACAUACCACGCACAUAGGAUCUAAUGAAGUGGGCAACUCUAUGCAGAUAAAUUCCUUACAGAAUCAAAUGUCAUCAAAGGGAGACCACUUCGACCCAGUUUCUCCGUGUCAUCUCAAACUGUCUGUUGUCGACCUGCCCCACCAUCGCAGUCCAUCAUAAUGUUAGAUAACUCUAGCUGCAUGGAGGUGUCUGUCUUCUCAUUGGACCACAAUUGUGACAUCACUCUCAGGGUUCAAGUUCCACGGCAUUCACAAAACAAGCCUUUGUCUGACUUCUGUAAUUACAUGUAAAUCUUUCAACUGCUGACUUAAAUGUGAAACUGCUUUCCAGAAAACAAUUGCUGACUAAGGUCUGUUUUGUACAUGAAAUAAGCCUUUGUAUUUACUUCUGAUUUUUUUUUUAUAAAACUUGUGUUUACUUAGUAAAUGUGAAAGUGCUUUCCAGAAGACGACUGCUGAUUAAGGUCUUGUUUGUAAAUGAAAUAAGCCUUUGUAUCUACUUCUGAAAUUCUGAAUAAUUUUUGUAAAACUUGUGUUAGUAAAUGCAAAACUGCUUUCCAGAAAACAACUCCUGAUUAAGGUCUUGUUUGUAAAUGAAAGAAGCCUUAUUUACUUCUGAAAUUCGUAAUAAUUUUAAUAUCUGGAAUUUACUGUUCAACCAUCUACAGGGUGAGGUCUGUAAUUAACCCUUAAACUGCUGAUCUGUUUUUAUAAAACUUGUGUUUACUUAGUAAAUGUGAAAGUGCUUUCCAGAAGAUAACUGCUGAUUUAGAGUCGUGCUUGCAGUAGGAUUAGUUUGAUUGUCGGAGAACCCUAGAGUAGUUGAUGCUGUCUUGUGUCCUAAAACAAAGUCUAGCUUUGCUGUAAUAACAACAAACAACAUAUUUAUGGUCACUCUGCCAUAUGGUAUAAUGUGCCAUGUGGUAUAGUGAUUUAAAAAAAAAAAUUAUUUUGGGACUAGGUUUUUUUUUUUAAACAAUAUUUAUUCAAACAGGUGAUAAGCCGAUAUAAAUGCCUCUUGUGAGAAGGUGUUACAUACUGUAUAAAUUUCAAUGAAUGACAUAAAAUAUAACGUUACAUUGUGGUAUAGUGUGCCUCGCAGUAUAGUGUGCCUCGCAGUAUAGUGUGCCUUGCGGUAUAGUGUGCUGUUUGGUAUAUUGUGCCACAGGGAAGUUGGUUGAUCUCACCACAAGUCUUGUCUUCACCCCACCUCUGAUGAAAUAUCCCUAAAUUAGAAAGGAUUAACGCUAUUUAAUUUUAGACAACAAAAUCCUGCCAUGAAGUGUAUCACAACCACAAUUGUCUCCCUUUUUAAACAUCAUAUAUACAUGAGGAAUGGCUAUAACAUUAAAACAAUGCACCAAGUACAAAUAUUGGCUAGAAAGCUUACAGCAAACAUGGACUUUUUUUUAAGGGUAACCCACGUACAAUAUUUGGCCUGCAGAUUUCAGUAACUAGCUUAUUCCAGUUCCACGUAAUUCUUGUCCCAUUUGCAAAGCAAAUGUUUUCAUUUACACACAUUUACACAAGUUUCAAAAGGUUAGUGCCAUAGACCAAUAAUGGAAGCUCAUUUAAUAUCCUAUAAAUAUUAGCAAUCUUAAAAUGUAGGAAAAUCCCAAUAAGUGACUUAUUAGCGAGAUCAGACUUUAGUGAGGUCAUCAUA